AUGGACCUCCUCCCAGACUGGGCCGCCCACGCCCUCUCCAACCACGACAACCUCCGCGCCUACUACCCCUACGCCCGCACAGCCUACUCCUACCUCUCCCUCGCCCGCUCCUACGCCCUGCCCCUCAUCGACCAAGUCUCCCGCAAACCCGACCUCGCAACCAUCGCCCUGCUGUUAGUCAUCCUCUUCAUCUCGCUCAAGAUCCUCAACAUGCUGUGGCAGACGUUCAUGUUCUGGUUCCGGAUGGCGAGGAGGGUGGUGUUCUGGGGCGGGCUGGUGGGUUUGGGGCUGUGGAUGUAUACGCGGGGACCCGAGGGGGCCGUGGAGGAUGUGGGGUAUUGGGUCGAGGUUUGGGGGCGGGAGAGGGAGUAUUGGGUUGAGAGGGAGAGGGUUGCGAGGUUGGGGCAGCAGGUGAGGGGUGGGGGGCCUAGGGGGAGGGGGGAAGGGUGGUUUUGA
This is a messenger RNA of Saxophila tyrrhenica, 456 nucleotides long. RefSeq lists its product as uncharacterized. The transcript is spliced from 2 exons. The coding region runs from base 1 to 456 and encodes 151 amino acids. The record is from RefSeq and is a predicted model, not a curated record. Lineage: Eukaryota; Fungi; Ascomycota; Dothideomycetes; Mycosphaerellales; Extremaceae.